ACCCAUUCAAAUUUCUUUCUCUUUGCUUUGGUCGGUUCCUCUCAGGCCUUAAACGACGUCGUUUGUACGGGAAUACCCGCUUCUCCCCAACAGCACCCUGAAAUGCUCCCUGCUUCCCACCUGUCAUCUCUCUGUUUUUCAAUCUAGGGUUUCAGAAUUCUUCAGUGGGUCGAUUUCAUCCUGCGCUGGACGAUCAAGGCUCCUGAUUCAGUUUGCGAUCAGAACCCUAGGUUUCUGAAACGAUCAACGACGUCAUUGGAGCCUUGAAAGAUUUUCAUUAAUGGCGGAUCUCAAAGAACGCCUGCUGCCACCAAAACCUGCAUCAGCUGUGAAUCUUAGAGAAGCGUCAUAUCGACCAACUGCCUCUGGGCGUCAGCCUUUUCAAGGCAUGGAUUUUCUAGGACUGAAGAAGCGUGGCCAAGGUGUUCGAUCAUGGAUACGUGUCGAUGCAUCGGGAAAUUCCCAGAUUAUUGAGGUUGACAAGUUCACUGUUAUGCGCCGCUGUGAUCUUCCUGCUCGUGAUCUUCGCCUACUAGAUCCACUGUUUGUUUACCCCUCAACAAUUCUUGGUAGAGAGAAGGCUAUUGUUGUAAAUCUAGAGCAGAUUCGAUGUAUUAUCACAGCUGAUGAGGUUCUGCUCUUGAACUCCCUUGAUAGCUAUGUAUUGCAGUAUGUGGUGGAGUUACAACGGCGAUUGACAGCACCUGCAAUGGGUGAGGGUUGGCAAAUGGAAGAUGCUGACUUGAACCGAAGGAGAGGAUGUAGCAAUUUUGACAAUGGGUUCGUGAACACAUCACCUGAUUACUUACCUUUUGAGUUCAGGGCUCUUGAAGUUGCCUUGGAGGCAGCUUGCACAUUUCUUGAUGCUCAGGCAGCUGAAUUAGAAAUUGAAGCAUAUCCUCUGCUGGAUGAACUUACAUCAAAGAUCAGUACCUUAAACUUGGAACGUGCACGUCGAUUGAAAAGCAGACUUGUUGCUUUGACUCGAAGAGUUCAAAAGGUUAGGGAUGAGAUAGAGCAAUUAAUGGAUGAUGAUGGAGACAUGGCUGAAAUGUAUCUCACCGAGAAGAAAAGGCGGAUGGAAUCAUCAUUCUAUGGUGAGCAGUCUUUGAUGGGAUACAGAUCAAUUGAUGGUGCACUCUCUGUUUCUGCUCCAGUUUCUCCUGUUUCUUCACCUCCUGAGACACGGAGGCUUGAAAAAAGCUUAAGCGUCACAAGAAGCCGGCAUGAAAGUAUGAAGAGUUCAGAGAGUGCAACAGAGAGUAUAGAAGAGUUGGAGAUGUUGUUGGAAGCAUAUUUUGUUGUCAUUGAUAGCACCCUCAACAAGCUAACUUCGCUGAAGGAAUACAUUGAUGACACAGAAGAUUUCAUUAACAUUCAGCUGGAUAAUGUCCGAAACCAGCUGAUCCAAUUUGAGCUACUACUCACAACAGCAACUUUUGUUGUUGCCAUCUUUGGGGUUGUAGCAGGCAUAUUUGGUAUGAAUUUUGAAAUACCAAUGUUCGAUGACCCGGGUGCAUUCAAGUGGGUUCUUAUAAUCACAGGAAUAUGUGGAAUCAUUAUAUUCUGUUCAUUUGUGUGGUUUUUCAAAUACAGAAGACUCAUGCCGCUGUAGAUGGAUAGUGAAAUUGCAGUUAGGAAAAUGGAAAGAAUAUAUUUAGUAUUACUAUUAUCAUCAUCAUCAUCAUUGUUGUUCUUGUACUUUUGUAGAUCAAACCAAUAAUUGAAAAUCAAAAGAUGGCACUCUCAGAGCAAUUCUUUCUGGUAA
Molecule: messenger RNA, 1768 nt
Organism: Vitis riparia (riverbank grape)
Lineage: Eukaryota; Viridiplantae; Streptophyta; Magnoliopsida; Vitales; Vitaceae
Product: magnesium transporter MRS2-1-like
Exons: 6
Coding region: 281-1615 (444 amino acids)
Biological process (GO): magnesium ion transport; transmembrane transport
Cellular component (GO): membrane
Molecular function (GO): magnesium ion transmembrane transporter activity
Source: RefSeq, a predicted model, not a curated record